AUGGUCUUAACCAGCCGAGUGAGUGGCUUUGGUACUUGGAACCAGAUUGCUCAACCGGAAGUACUGGAAGAGGCCGAGGUGGCGGCUAGAGGAGACCAGUCUCAAUUCUCAGUUUGGCUAACUGGGGGGGGUUGCCAGCUGAAAUGGGCUAAGUAUCUGGGGAGAGAUUUGAAGCUGCGGUUGCAGCUGGCUACUGUGGCUACUGGCUUUGGGGAUGUCAUGGAUGCAUGCAUGAAGUCAUUAGAUAGGGUCCCCGACAAUGUUGGGACCACUUGUACUGAGGAAAGGCCAUGGUGGGUGCUUAUCUCCCAUGAUAUUAUAACUAGUGCUGAUGUUCACGAUGAUGGUGGCGAUGAUGCGCAAGCCAAGAUGGCUCGAUGUUACAAUGAUGUGAACCUACAACUGGAUUUGUCCGAAGGAGGAAACGGGAUAGGAUGGAGGAAGAAAAGAAGAAAGAUAUGA
Prunus armeniaca (apricot) is the source of this 462-nucleotide messenger RNA. NCBI's taxonomy places the organism in Eukaryota, Viridiplantae, Streptophyta, Magnoliopsida, Rosales, Rosaceae. The record is from the annotation of a GenBank genome assembly.